GCCAGCAGCUUCCAAGCCAGAGAGAUAGCACUUCAGAAUGACCUGAAGGCAAAGUCAGAACUUGCUGCAGGGUUGAAGGAAGAGAUGAGGAACCUGAAGGAUGAGGUAGACUUAAUGAAAAAGAAGCUGCAGGAGAAAGAUGAAGAUUUUGCUCAACUGCAGAGCCAGAUGGAAGACAAAGAAAUUGUCAUGAUGGGGAACAAACAGCAGGUUGAUGAACUCAAAUCCAAAUGUGCCAAUUAUAUGGAGAAUAUUCAGGCUCUUGAAGCUCAGUUAUCAGAACUGAAUGCAAAGCACACAGCCACACAAUCAGAACUAGAUAGCCACCGUGACCAGGUGGCAGCGGUGCAGGGUAAAUUAACAGAAGUCGAGAUUGAGAAGAAUAAUUUGACAAGAGAACUUAGUGAAAAGGCAGGGGAACUGGAGAGCCUAAAAGAGAAAAUCAAUGAUGCAUCUAAAGAAGAGAGUGAAGUCUUGCAGAAAAAGACAGAACAGGUAGAGGAACUGAGGAAAGCACUGAGAGAUGCUGAGCACUCCCGCAAUACAGCAGAGAAUGCUCUAGUGUCCAAAUCUGAGAUGAUUGAGCAGCUCAACAACAAAAUUGCCAAUUCUGGCAAUAUGUUGAAAGAUGCAAGCACUAAAGCAGCAGCUUUGGAGACAUCCCUAAGAGAAAAGGACAAGGCCUUAGAAAGUCUGCAAGAACAGGUCAAAGUCAUCAACUCCCUAAAGAAUGACUUGAAUAAGGAGAGAGAAGCUGCUAAGGGGAAAGACACAGAAAUUGGAGAAAUCAAGAAAAAGCUCCAGGAAACUGACAGUAAGAAGACGCAGGCUGAGCGGAGCCUCCAGGACACCCAGGAGAACCUGAACAAUGUGCAGGCUGCUUCUAAAGCCCUGAAGACAGAGUUGGAGGCCCUGAAGGAGAACUUGAAGAAGAAAGCACAAAGCCUUGAGGAGCUGCAGUCCAGGAUGAAGGAUGAGCUCGGUGACAAGGAGCAGGUCAAGAAGAGCCUAGAUGCAGCAUUGAAGGAGGCACAAACCUUCAAGGAAGAAGCCCAGACGCUGCUGUCACACAGCCAAUCUCUCGAUACUGAUAUGAAGGCAGCUCAAGCAAAGUCAAGUGCCCUGGAUGCUGAGGUGAAGCGCCUGGCCACUGAGAAAAGUAGUCUACAGGAGAGUGUUCUUUCCCUAGAAAACACCAAGGAGCAGUUAGAAAACUCCCUGAAGAUGCACCAGGAUAAUUCAGCCAAGCAGGUGCAAGAUCUAGAAGAGAAGAGUGAGAGUUUACAAAAUGAAGCCAAGCAGCUGUCAGAGAAAAAUUCUUGUCUUGUUGCAGAAAAGGCAGAUUUACAGAAGGCAAGAGACAUGGUGGCUCAUGAGUUGAAGGUAGUGAAGGGAGACUUGCAGGUAGCCGAAAAAGGUUCAGCAGAACUAAGGGACCGGAUUGGGGACUUGGAGAAGGAGACCGCAGCUUUGAUAUCCCAGAAAGAGGCACUAGAAGAGAAAAUUAACUCUCUCCAAGAUAAGGUGAGUGAAGAGACAUCAUUGCGCUCAGCUAUGGCAGGCCAGCACGCAGCGGAAUUGGCAGCAGUACAUCAGGAGAAGGAAGAAGCAGAAGCUCAGUUGCUGAACCUGGAAGAAUCCUCUGCCAAACUACAGAAGGACCUCCAGCUUGAAAUU
Molecule: messenger RNA, 1677 nt
Organism: Penaeus monodon (black tiger shrimp)
Lineage: Eukaryota; Metazoa; Arthropoda; Malacostraca; Decapoda; Penaeidae
Product: early endosome antigen 1-like
Biological process (GO): endocytosis
Cellular component (GO): early endosome
Molecular function (GO): metal ion binding; 1-phosphatidylinositol binding
Source: RefSeq, a predicted model, not a curated record